Molecule: messenger RNA, 2272 nt
Organism: Drosophila biarmipes
Lineage: Eukaryota; Metazoa; Arthropoda; Insecta; Diptera; Drosophilidae
Product: serine/threonine-protein kinase fray2
Exons: 2
Coding region: 171-2048 (625 amino acids)
Source: RefSeq, a predicted model, not a curated record
GCCGAGAACCAAAGUUGCCUGGGUUUUCGGUUCCACCCUCUGAAAAAUUUCAAUUUGGACUCGUUUGAAUAUUUUGUAAAAAAAUCAAUUUCUAUGAUUGGCACACUGUUUCCAAACUCACAGUCUCUUUGGCCACACGUUCUUGGAAAGCCCAAAAUUAUCUGCCCUCAAUGAAUCGUGUUUUGUGGCCUUUUUUUGUAACAGAUCCAUCGCGUCGUCAGGCGGCCGAUGUCUUCCAUGGGGACCCUUUCAAAAUUCAGUCGUACAACUUUCGCUAUGCCGACAAGCCGUUUUAUCCGGCCCAGAACUAUCAGAGGCCGACUGCGCCGCCACUGGUGAGGAAGCCCUCCUUCCAGACCUUCUAUUACAAUCCCAGGUUUAGCCACGAUCCCGAGUACAUUCCCGCCUCAAGGCGGCCACCCACCAGUUCCUUCGUCGAGCACCGGAGACGUCAGCUUCUGCGUGACUCCAGGGCUAUGCCCUCGCAACCUUGGGUGACUCCGCCUGGGAGACCGAGUGUGCCUGUGCCGGUGCCGGUGCCUCCACAGACAAGACGUUCUCCCACUGUCACGGACUUCCCGCUCCUGAGGACCUGCUGUCUGAGCGGGGAGUGUCAAUCAAUGAGACGUGGUGGGAGUACCAUGACCCUGAGUAAGAGUAGCUUGGGUGCUCUGCGGUCCACGACUGGUGGUGUCCGACUUCCCUCAACCACCACCUUCUCCAGUGGUUCCAACUCCCAGCUGCAGACCAAGAGAAGCGGAUGCGGGAUUAGCAUAAACAUCUGCAGUGUGGAUCCGCAAUCCGAGGUGGACAACAACGUGAGCAUAAAGAUUGAGGCGGAUGCCUAUCUGCUGAACAAUACGGACGAGGUGAAGCACAAAACGCAGCAGGAGUGGAGUUCUCCCACAUCUUCUGGUACCUUUGGCAUCGACAAACGACUGUCCAAGUUCAAUGUGAGCGAGACUAGGCCAAGAACUAGUCCGGAAUGGGAGCCCCGGCAGCGGGAGAGGGCCAGGGUACUGGAACGACAACAGGAGCGGGAGCGAGACCGUCAGCUUUUGGAGGAUCGACGGCUGGAGCGGGAAAGGGAGCUCCAGGAGGAUCGGGAUCGAGCACGUCAGCGUGAGCGAGAUCGGGAGCACCUCCGCACAUUGGAGCGCCUCCGCGAUGAGGAGCGUCUUUUGGAACUGGAGGUGGAGCGCGAGAAGCAGCGAUUGCGGGAACUGGAACGCGAAACGCAGCGGCACAGGGAAUGCAAUCGAUUUUGUGUCAUCCAGGAGGAAUCGAGCAACCAACGGCUGGAGCACCUACAGAGGAAGCCAGACAAUCCGCAACCGCCGGUUCCAAUGACCUCCCAUUUAUACGCUGUUACCUCCGAUGACCGGUUACCCGGAAUGGCCUUCUGCGAUUUGUCCUCCCGAAGGCCCCAGCGUUUGCACACCUCGAUGAGGGAUCUGCCUAGAUCAAAGAAAAAACGCAGAGCUCGCGCUGUUCAGGACGCAAGAACCGUAAGAUCCGCAAACCUCUCACUCACUCCUCCACCUAUCUUUACCCGGAAUUCCAGCUCCCGUUCUCCUAUACCUUCUCGAGCUCCCACAUCCCGCUCCUCUUCUCAUAAUAGGAGUGCAGACCCGUCCUCUACCCGCAGUCCUACCCCAAAUCGUGCUUACCAGGAGAGUACAACUCCCUCCACCCCAAGAAUUCUCGAUCGCUGUAGUUCUGGCACUUCUAAUGGCAAUGUCCAUGUCACGGUUACCACCAGCGGAGGGCGGAGCAACUGUAGCAUGAGGCGUUCAUCCAAUCAACGCGUGAGUGAGCCCAAGGUGCUCAAUGGAAGCCAUCCCUUCGUCACCACUCUGAACCACAUGCCUAUAAGGAUAACUACUUCAAGAACCGCGGACAGAGAUCUAGCCUUUAGCCUGAACCAUGUGAGGAUUAGGGGAUCUUCACCAGUGCCAAGAGAAGGGAGAAGCAGUGCAGGUGGACAGGAUGCCUGUCAGGUCAACAUCAACGUGUACUCGCAGAAACUGCGUUUAAUGCGCAUAUAAGAAAGGGAAAUGGCGGAUUGUAUUUGUGAUUUCUGAGAUAGAUCUUCUUUGGAACAUAGAUGAUAUUUGUCCCAGAAGCCACUUAUGCGAUCCCUUAAUUUCCUUUCCAUGGAAAUAAUGUGCGGUUUGUCUGUUUCAUUGCUGAUACUUGAGUUUUAUAUGUUCUUAGCCCAACAGAACGCGAAGAGAAUUGUCCAAAUAAAAGAGUAAAGUAUGACACUUUC